UCAUCAGUUUAGAGUUAAAAAAAAAAUCACUCAUUACACACGUGGGGGUUGAAAAAGAGUAUCAGCACUAGUUCCACCAUCAACACAAGCCUACUUUAUUUGUCAAUACCUCAUCUAUAUAAGAAAGUCAUAACUAGAAUCAUAGCACCAAAAGAAGAAAAAGAACAAAAAGAAAGUACUGAAUCUGAAGCUUUAUGAGAAUGGAUUCAAAUCUUAUGGAGGCAGUCCAUCGGAAUGACAUACCCGCAUUCAAAAUCUUGGUUCAGAAAAACGAAGCAAUUCUUGAUCAACCAGAAGCCAAGUCUAAGAACACUGUCCUACACCUCGCUUCAAAGUUUGGACAUGUGGAAAUGGCGGCCAACAUCAUCACUUUGCGGCCUGACAUGGUGGCUGCCGAGAAUAAGGACCUGGAGACUCCAUUCCAUGAAGCUUCCCGCAUAGGGAAUGCAAAAAUCUUGAAGUUGCUACUAGAGACCAACACUAAGGCUGCCCGAAAGCUCAAUUCUCGUAACGAGACUGCUCUUUUCUUGGCUUGCAGUUCUGGUCAUCUUGAAUCGGUGAGUCUGCUAUUGGCUCAACCUGAAUUAAUUCGCCUAGGGGAAGAUGGAUAUGACCGAACUUGUAUUCAUGCUGCAGCCUCAGCUGGACACACAGAUGUUGUGAUGGAGCUAAUAAGCAAUAACAGUCAUGAGUUCGCUCAAACGAUGGAUGAGAAAGGCAAUACGCCGCUGCAUUGCGCAUCAGUAAAAGGGCACAAGGAUAUCACUGGAUGGCUAUUGAAGCUUGAUUCAAAGCUGGCUCUGAAGUACAACAAGGAUGGUUACACGCCGCUUCACUUGGCAAUAAUCAACUAUAAAGUCUUAGUCCUCCAAGGAUACGUUAACAUGGCUUCUGCUUCCUUUGUAUAUCGAACGAGAGAGGAAGAAACUAUAUUUCAUUUGGCUGUGAAAUAUGGCCGAACUGACGCUUUAAAGUACUUAAUCAGUGUCUGCAAUGGGAUGGACCUGUUUAACAUACCAGAUCGGUCCGGCAACAACAUUUUACAUCUUGCGGUCUCUGGAGGACAUUAUCAGCAGAUGGCAGAGCUCUUGAUCAAAAAAACAAAAGUGGACAUUAAUGGUCUGAACAGUACAGGACUUACAGCUUUCGACAUCCUUGAUCAGGCCAAAGAUAGGGUUGAAAAUCAACGUCUUGUAGCCAUGUUCCGUGAAGUCGGAGCAAAAAGAAGCACGGAAUUGUUAUGUUUUUUACCAAAAGUACCAAAAACCAGCAGUAGGCCUGUUCCACUCGAUUUCAUACCACAAAGAAUCCUUAAGGCACACGAAAUGCAAGUCUUGUCCAAAUCUUCUCGCACCGAAGAAGAAUGCAGGAUCUGGAUUCAAAACUACGAUACAUGCUCGCCCUCAUCAAGCAAAACGCCAUCAAGUUCUAUGUCGUCUCCUCUCUCAAGAUCUUCUUGUAUGUCUUCACCCCAGUCCAGAAAAUCCUCCCCACGACUUCCUGCCGAAAAGGCUCCCGAGGGCUUAUCACCAUUAGGACAUGAACAAAUUCCCUGCCAAAGGCACCAUGAAAUUCUCGCUGGGAUAAUGGCCAAGCGUCGAAACAAGCAGCACCGCCGUAAAGUCUACGCAGAGGCGUUACAGAACGCUAGGAACACCAUCAUCUUAGUGGCCAUUCUGAUCGCCACAGUCACUUUCACCGCCGGAGUAAGUCCUCCUGGCGGCGUGCACCAGGAAGGUGAGAUGAAAGGGAAGUCAACGGUGGGGGAAACGACAGCUUUCAAGGUGUUUGCAAUAAGCAACGACUUGGCUCUUUUCACAUCAUUGUCCAUCGUUGUCGUUUUAGUGAGUAUCAUACCGUAUCGAAGGAAAGCGCAGAUGAGAUUGUUGUCUAUUGCUCACAAGGUCCUGUGGGCAGCCGUGGCUUUCAUGGCUAUGAGCUAUGUUGCGGCCAUGUGGGUGAUCUCGCCAAGAGGCAGGAGUGCAGAGUUGGUGUCGGUGGUGGCUCUGGCGGUGAGCGGAGGAACCAUGGGAACGGUGUUUUUUGCACUUGGGAAGAAGCUGGUUGACCAUUGGUUGACCAAGAAUCGGUGGAGAUCAACAAGCGGGGAUGGAGUUGGGGAUGAUGAUGAUCCUGAAAUGGGAAGUGAUAAAAACUCUGAUGUUGAAAGCUCUUUCCACAAGGGAUAUCAUUCCUAUUGAUUUGUUAUGUUCUUUACUAUCUACAGAAAAGUCAAAUCUAGGUUGUUGUUGUAAGUUUCUGUAGGUGUACAAUAUACUUUUUAUUCUUUAUUUCAAUUUAGGUAACUGAGACUACAGGAGUCCUAGCUUGCUCUCUUUCUGUUUUCCCUUUCAUAAUAACAUUUGUAAAGUUGUUCAUUUCAUUUCAUGGUAAAAUAUUUGUACACUAAUUCUCCUAAACGUGUGUAUUUUAGUUAUUUUGGGAGUUGAGUUCUCUGUCUCUUUUUUUAGUAAUGGUAUUCUGAUCUGAACUGUUACUUUGCUCUUCAGUUCAAUCAUAUUG
This is a messenger RNA of Humulus lupulus (European hop), 2523 nucleotides long. Its product is annotated as ankyrin repeat-containing protein ITN1-like. The transcript has 3 exons. Gene Ontology annotation, cellular component: plasma membrane. Gene Ontology annotation, molecular function: protein phosphatase regulator activity; protein phosphatase 1 binding. NCBI's taxonomy places the organism in Eukaryota, Viridiplantae, Streptophyta, Magnoliopsida, Rosales, Cannabaceae. The coding region runs from base 195 to 2201 and encodes 668 amino acids. The record is from RefSeq and is a predicted model, not a curated record.